Ustilaginoidea virens is the source of this 675-nucleotide messenger RNA. RefSeq lists its product as uncharacterized. The coding region runs from base 1 to 675 and encodes 224 amino acids. The transcript has 3 exons. Gene Ontology annotation, cellular component: membrane. NCBI's taxonomy places the organism in Eukaryota, Fungi, Ascomycota, Sordariomycetes, Hypocreales, Clavicipitaceae. The record is from RefSeq and is a predicted model, not a curated record.
AUGACAACCAAGGUCUUCGCCGCGACGCUCGGCCUCAACGUCCUCUUCCUCGCAACUGGCUGCCUGCAGCUAGCCUUCUCUCUCGUCGCCCAGUCCCGCAUGGACAGCGAGCCGCCAGAUGGCCGGAAAGCGCUGCGCAACCUCCUGUACCAGAAACUCCCCCUGACCGCUGCCGUCGUCAACGGAGCCUUGGUCCUCGCCACGUUCGUCUUCACCCUGCUGGGUCUCGUAACCCCCAGAAAGGGCGCGCUGAAGAUGGGGGCAUUCCUGGUCAUCCUGUGCGGCCUGUUCACCCUCGGUCUUGGCGCCCAUCUCUGGAUCAUGACCCUGCGGCUCAGGGACGCCUUCUUCCCAACCUACCUCGACCUGGACCCGGCCGUGCAGUCGCUGAUUCAACAGUCUUUCCAGUGCUGCGGCUACUACAAUGCUGCGAGACCAGCCUUUGUUACGGACCCUGCUUGUCCUAGUCCUGCUGCCGCUGCUCUGCUGCGCGGGUGUGGAACAGCCGUAUCUGGCUUUUCCAACAGCUUUCUUGACCACGUCUUUACCACCUUGUUCGGCAUGGUUGGCGUUGAUGCCAUCUUUAUCCUAUCUAUUGCAUGUCUCCUCAAAGAUUGCAAGGAACGGGAACGCUAUCGCCAUAUCGACGAGAAGAAUGGUCAUCGGCAAAUUUGA